GCACAACGUUUUAUUUUGCAACUGUUUGGGACUAAUGAUUACACUCCGGAGUGUGGUCUUUGCCGACGUCAUUUCUGUGCGACGUUGUUGUCGCUCCACUUCGCGCUCAGACGGAGGGUUUGGUAAGGCGGAACAUCAAGUGGUGUAUGUAUAGGUGUUUCUGUGGACGGUAGCAUGGAGUCUGUGCCAGAGCCCAGGUCUGUCAGACGUUCCCCUCGCAUGUCAAAGUCGCCGGACAACAACGCAGCCAAAAAGGAGAGCGGCAAGACCCGGAAGAAGACGAGCAACCUGCAGGAGACUCGGAGGAGAGGAAGAAUGGACAGAAGUAAAGGAGAAGAGGACAUAGCCAAUCAACUGAACAACCUGGAUCUAUGUAACGAGGCUUCAGCCACAGGGACUGGUCUGGUGUUUGACAGCAUGUUCACACACCAUCGCUGUCUCUGGGAUCCCAGCCACCCAGAAUGCCCAGAGAGAGUGAGCACUGUAAUGGACACAGUGGAGAAACAGGGACUGCUGUCUCGCUGUGUUACAGUGGAGGCGAGGGCUGCGUCUAACGAAGAGCUGCACUUAGUUCACACGAAGGAGUAUGUAGAUCUGAUGAGGUCCACUCAGCGUAUGGACGAAGACCAGCUGAAGACGCUGUCUGACUCCUAUGACUCGGUCUACAUCCACCCUGAGUCAUAUUCGUGUGCCAGUCUGGCUGUGGGCUCUGUUCUGCAGCUGGUUGAUAAGGUCAUGACCUCAGAGCUCCGGAAUGGAUUCUCUGUUGCUAGACCUCCAGGCCACCACGCCCAGGUCGACCAGAUGAAUGGCUACUGUAUGUUCAAUAAUCUGGCCAUCGCAGCGCGCUACGCACAGACACGUCAUCGAGUGGAACGAGUUCUGAUAGUGGACUGGGAUGUGCAUCACGGCCAGGGGAUCCAGUACAUUUUCCAGGAGGAUCCCAGCGUUCUGUACUUCUCAGUCCACAGAUAUGAGGAGGGUUUGUUCUGGCCCCAUCUGCCCGAGUCAGACAGUAGUGCUGUGGGCACCGGUUCUGGGGAGGGAUACAACAUCAACCUGCCCUGGAAUAAGAUUGGAAUGAAAGAUGCAGACUACGUUGCCGCAUUCCAGCAGCUUCUUUUGCCUGUAGCCUAUGAGUUCCAGCCUCAGCUUGUCCUGGUGGCAGCAGGCUUCGACUCUGUGAUAGGUGAUCCCAAGGGAGAGAUGUCUGCCAGUCCUCAGUGUUUCUCUGUUCUGACUCACAUGCUGCUGGGCCUGGCUCAGGGGAAGUUGUUGCUGGUUCUCGAGGGAGGAUAUAACCUUCAGUCCACAGCAGAAGGGGUGUGUGCCUGUCUGAGGUCACUAUUGGGGGAGUCCUGCCCCCGCUUGAGGUCACCAUCCAUCCCGAGUGACAGUGCCCUGAAAUCCAUCUCCAGGUCUAUCUCUGCUCUGUACCCUUACUGGACCAGUCUGCAGGUACUGGAGGGAGGGCCUCUAUCAGACAGCGACCCCCUGACCCCAGCAGAGAGCAGUGAGGAUUUUAGUGAAGAGCUCUGUGAGGAGAGAAGAGACAGCCUGGACCUGACCACGGGCCUGGUGUACGACCAGAGGAUGAUGGAACAUCACAACAUGUGGGACAGCCACCACCCAGAGCUUCCCCAGAGGAUCCAGCGUAUCUUCUCCCGUCACGACGACCUGGGCUUGGUGUCCCGUUGCCUGAGGAUACCGGCUCGACUUGCCUUAGAGGAGGAGCUGGCUCUGUGCCACAGCUUGGAGCACAUAGCCAAGAUCAAGGCCACAGAGGGGAUGAAGACGAGGGACCUUCACAGACUGGGAGAUGAGUACAACUCUAUCUUCAUCAGUACUGAGAGCUACAGGAGCGCCCGGUUGGCCGCUGGGGCCUGCUUUAAUGCAGUACAGGCUGUUCUGACGGGACAGGUUGAACAUAGCGUGGCCAUUGUGCGCCCCCCUGGUCACCAUGCCGAGAAGGACGCUGCCUGUGGGUUCUGUUUCUUCAACACCGUCGCCCUGACUGCCCGAUACGCCCAGUCCAUCUCCCAGAAGCCCCUGCGGGUCCUCAUCCUGGACUGGGAUGUUCACCAUGGCAACGGAACACAGCACAUCUUCGAAGAGGAUGACAGUGUCCUCUACAUCUCCCUGCAUCGCUACGAGGAUGGGACCUUCUUCCCUACUUCCGAGGACGCUCACUACAACAGAGUGGGCGAGGGGAAAGGAGCAGGGUUCAACGUCAACAUCCCCUGGAACGGAGCCAAGAUGGGCGACGCGGAGUACCUUGCAGCCUUCCACUCAGUGGUCAUGCCCAUCGCUAGAGAGUUUGACCCGGGCCUGGUUCUGGUAUCGGCAGGGUUUGAUGCAGCCAGAGGGGACCCUCUAGGAGGGUACCAAGUGACCCCCCCGGGCUAUGCCCACCUCACCCACCUCCUGAUGGGCCUGGCAGCCGGCAGAGUAUUGGUCAUCCUGGAGGGUGGUUAUAACCUGACUGCCAUUUCGGAGUCUAUGUCUGCCUGCACCAGCAUUCUCCUGGGAGACCCCGCUCUGCCCCUGCCUCCCUUGCCCCCACCUCACCCCAACGCAGCAGUCAGCAUCAACAAGGUCAUACGCACCCACUCCGUCUAUUGGCUGUCUCUCAGGAUACAACUUCCAGAGUCUCUCCGUCUGUCUUUGCCAAACCCCAAACCCCGAGGGAAGAGGACUUCUAAGGGCAAGAAGUCUCCCAGACAGGGUAACCAGGGCGGGGCAAGCCCUGGUCAGGGGUCACCUCAGACCACACUUCAGACCACACUUCAGACCACACUUCAGACCACACCUCAGACCACACCUCAGACCACACCUCAGACCACACCUCAGACCACACCUCAGACCACACCUCAGACCACACCUCAGACCACACCUCAGACCACACCUCAGACCACAUCUCAGACCACACCUCAGACCACACCUCUGCCCUCUGGUGAUCGGGGCGACCUUGACCUAGAUGACCUCACAAAGGGACUGGUGUCACUCGACCUAAACCAAAGUACCUCAGCCAAUCCCAGCCCAGCGUCUGUCCCUGUGGGUGGAGCCAGGUCGAAGGUGAGGCUCAGUCCUAUGAAGAGCCCUGUUUUUAAGGUUGAGACGGAAGCUGUUCCAAAUAGGCCCGAGAUUCUCCAACCAACGCCUGACGAGACAGAGACGCCGGCGGUCGCCAUGGCUGCCUCAGACCCAGUUACCAAGGGAGACCAGGAGAGCGGUGCGGUGGAGGUGGAAGGGGCGUCUGGUUACUCCAAGGAGCCGGUGUUUGAGCUGUUCUGUGGAAACCAGGAUGUGGACGGGAGCACCAUGUACGUGGUGGAUCCCCUGUCCUGGUGCCCCCACCUAGACUCAGUGAGGCCUGUUCCUGUUGGAGGAAUAGAUGUGUUUCGGCCCUGUGAGGACUGUGGAACCGACACUGAGAACUGGAUCUGUCUCUGCUGCUACAAGGUGUACUGUGGUCGCUAUGUCAACCAGCACAUGUUAACCCACGGCGUGUCGUCAGAACACCGGCUGGUGCUGAGCUUCGCUGACCUGUCGGUCUGGUGUUACUCCUGUCAGGCCUACGUCCACAACCAGAUGGUGUUUGAAGCCAAGAACGCUGCCCACUGUAUGAAGUUUGGAGAGGACAUGCCCCUCUCUAACUGAAGCCAUACAUGGAUGACAGAGAGAGAGAGAGAGAGAGAGAGCAUGCAGUGACAACAACACGGAGGGAGGGGGAGAGAGAGAGGACAUGCCCCUCUCCAACCGAAGCCAUACAUGGACGACGACACGCAGAAAGAGAGAGAGAGAGGACACGGAACAUAUGUUGUUGUGAAAGCAAAAUAUAAAAGACUUACUGUUCUGGUCUCGGUGCUAUUGUUAGUGCCUCUGCUUGCUUGGCAGACAUGACUGUGCCUUUAAAUCUCUCUUUAUAUUCUCACUUGUCUGUCUGCCUUUGUCACUCUCGCUCUCUCCCUCUCUCUUUCUCACCCUGUGUGUCUCUCUCUCUUUCUGUCUCUCUCUCCUUUCUCUCUCUCUUUCUCUCUCUCUCCUUUCUCUUUCUCUCUUUCUUUCUUUCUCUCUUUCUCUUUCUUUCUUUCCCUCUUUCUUUCCCUCCCUCUCUCCCUCCCUCCCCAGCCUAAUGUCAAUGAGUACAGUACCAUCAAGCACAACAUGCAUCAGACCAGUGAUUAUGUUGGCUUAAAUAUUAGUGCUAACAUCAGUCAUACGUUAUUGUAAAUAUCAUCUUUGUUUUAAAUACAUUGGACUCAUUGA
This is a messenger RNA of Oncorhynchus tshawytscha (Chinook salmon), 4269 nucleotides long. It is a transcript of the gene hdac6, whose product is annotated as histone deacetylase 6. The record is from RefSeq and is a predicted model, not a curated record. Gene Ontology annotation, biological process: chromatin organization. The transcript is spliced from 27 exons. Gene Ontology annotation, cellular component: histone deacetylase complex. Gene Ontology annotation, molecular function: histone deacetylase activity; zinc ion binding. The coding region runs from base 175 to 3660 and encodes 1161 amino acids. Lineage: Eukaryota; Metazoa; Chordata; Actinopteri; Salmoniformes; Salmonidae.